AGCCACGGCGGUGGUAACAAUAAUCAACAAUUCACACUCCCUUGGUUUCUCAUUUUCCCUCGUUUUCUCAUAUUUUCCACUGGGAAGGAAAAGGAGGCUUCAAGGACCAAACCUACAGACCUAAACAACUGGCUGUUGUUUACUUGUUUUUCUUUCUUUCAAACCUUGCUUUCUUUUUCUCUCUAUAAAGAAGAAUAGAAUAAAGUGGGCAAGGGGAGAAAUAAUAAGGUGAAAAGCACACUGCUUUGAGGACCCAAGAGGGUGUGGUCAUUGUUGGAUUUCAAUGGCCAUGAGUCUUGGGAAUCUUGUAAUGGGGAAUGUGGUUUUAGGGGUUCUGUUUGCUUCUUGGAUUUGCUCUGUUUCUGCUUCCGUGUCCUAUGACAGUAAGGCUAUCACCAUUAAUGGGCAGAGGAGGAUCCUCAUUUCUGGAUCUAUUCACUAUCCAAGAAGCACACCGGAGAUGUGGCCAGAUCUUGUACAGAAGGCAAAGGAAGGAGGGCUAGAUGUGAUUCAGACAUAUGUGUUUUGGAAUGGACAUGAGACUUCCCCUGGCAAAUAUUAUUUUGAAGGGAAUUAUGAUCUAGUCAAAUUUAUCAAGCUAGUGAAGGAAGCGGGGCUCUAUGUUCAUCUGAGGAUUGGACCUUAUGUUUGUGCUGAGUGGAACUUCGGUGGUUUCCCUGUUUGGCUGAAAUACGUUCCAGGUAUCAGUUUCAGAACAGAUAAUGGCCCUUUCAAGGAACAAAUGCAAAGAUUCACACAGAAGAUUGUCAAUAUGAUGAAAGCUGAACGGCUGUUUGAGUCUCAAGGAGGUCCUAUAAUUCUAUCUCAGAUUGAAAAUGAAUACGGACCCAUGGAGUAUGAAAUUGGUGAGCCUGGCAAAGCUUACACUCAGUGGGCAGCUAAAAUGGCUUUGGGUCUUGGAACAGGUGUCCCAUGGGUCAUGUGCAAGCAAGAUGAUGCGCCUGAUCCUGUUAUUAACACCUGCAAUGGUUUCUACUGUGACUACUUUUCUCCAAACAAGGCAUACAAACCCAAGAUGUGGACAGAAGCCUGGACUGGCUGGUAUACUGAAUUUGGAGGUGCAGUUCCUUACCGCCCUGCUGAAGACUUGGCAUUUUCAGUUGCAAGGUUUAUACAGAAAGGGGGGUCAUUUGUUAAUUAUUAUAUGUAUCAUGGAGGAACAAAUUUUGGCCGAACUGCUGGUGGUCCUUUCAUUGCUACUAGUUAUGACUAUAAUGCUCCUCUUGAUGAAUAUGGACUGUUGAGGCAACCUAAAUGGGGUCAUUUGAAGGACCUGCAUAGAGCAAUAAAGCUCUGUGAACCAGCUUUAGUAUCUGGAGAUCCCAUGGUGAUGCCACUCGGCAAUUAUCAAGAGGCUCAUGUAUUCAAGUCAAAAUCUGGAGCUUGUGCUGCCUUUCUUGCCAACUACAACCCAACAUCUUUUGCAAAAGUCGCAUUUGGGAAUAUGCACUAUAAUCUGCCUCCUUGGUCUAUCAGCAUUCUUCCUGAUUGCAAGAACACAGUCUACAACACUGCUAGGGUAGGUGCACAAAUUUCACGGAUGAAAAUGGCUACCGUUCCUACCCAUGGAGAGUUCUCUUGGCAAGCAUACAGCGAAGAGACAACUUCAGAAAGUGACAGUUCAUUCACAGUGGUUGGGUUGUUGGAGCAGAUAAACACAACCAGAGAUGUCUCUGACUAUUUGUGGUACACAACAGAUGUCAAGAUUGAUCCCAGUGAAGGAUUCUUGAAGACUGGAGUAUAUCCUGUUCUUACUGUCUUGUCUGCUGGCCAUGCUUUGCAUAUUUUUGUCAAUGGUCAACUAGCAGGGACUGCAUAUGGAAGUCUAGAAUUCCCCAAAAUAACACUUAGUCAAGGUGUUAAUUUGAGGGCUGGUAUCAACACAAUUUCACUUCUAAGCAUUGCUGUUGGCCUCCCGAAUGUUGGUCCACAUUUUGAGACAUGGAAUGCUGGUAUUCUUGGUCCAGUUACGCUGAAUGGUCUCAAUGAGGGAAGGAGAGACCUUUCAUGGCAAAAAUGGUCUUACAAGGUUGGUCUCAAAGGAGAAGCUUUGAAUCUUCAUUCACUAAGUGGUACUUCCUCAGUUGAGUGGGCUGAGGGGUCCUUAGUGGCCCUAAGGCAGCCGCUGACUUGGUACAAAACAACAUUCAACGCUCCUGCUGGUAAUUCUCCAGUGGCUUUAGACGUGGGAAGUAUGGGUAAAGGCCAAGUAUGGAUAAAUGGGCAGAGCAUAGGACGCUACUGGCCUGCAUACAAAGCAUCAGGUUCCUGUGGUGGCUGUAACUAUGCCGGAACAUAUGAUGAGAACAAAUGUAGAAGUAAUUGUGGAGAGGCUUCUCAAAGAUGGUAUCAUGUUCCUCGUUCAUGGCUCAAACCAAGCGGUAAUUUGUUGGUUGUGUUUGAAGAAUGGGGUGGAGACCCGAAUGGAAUUUCUUUGGUUAGAAGAGAAGUAGACAGUGUAUGCGCUGACAUCUUUGAGUGGCAGCCUAACCUCAUGAAUUACCGGAUGCAAGCCUCUGGUAAAGUCAACAAACCGCUCAGGCCAAAGGUCCAUUUAGAAUGUGGCCCUGAGCAGAAAAUCUCAUCUGUAAAGUUUGCUAGUUUUGGAACACCAGAAGGCACCUGUGGAAGCUACCGUCAAGGCAGCUGUCAUGCUUUUCACUCCUAUGAUGCCUUCCAAAGGCUUUGUGUUGGCCAAAACUUUUGCUCAGUGACUGUAGCACCAGAAAUGUUUGGUGGAGAUCCUUGUCCUAAUGUCAUGAAGAAACUCUCUGUGGAGGUAAUUUGCAGCUGAUGAACAACAAAAUCAGAAACCACAAGAAAUAAACAUGGUCCUGCUCGAUUUCUUUCAAGUCCAACAUGGUAUUUAGCAAAUUCUUUUUUCGGGGUAAAUUAAAUCUACACGUCCAGGAUCACAACCAUUUGCUUCUGGCUUUUCCUGGGUGAAGUUGUACAAACACACAACACACCUUGCCGCAAAAGCCGCAUACCCUGUGAAGAUGAUUGCGGAUAGGUAUUUUUUGUAUAUAGUUAAAGUGUUUGAUCUCUGCAUGAGGCACAGAACCGGGAAGUGGUAGAAGCACAGACGACAAUUUCCGGAGUCCAUGUGCAAAAUGUCCGAAGAGUUCAGAAAGUGGAAAGCUUCUGGUUUCUAGGAACAUCAUGCUUAUGUAUUUUAUUCAAGUUUGCGGAAAGCAAUUCCCUCAUUGCUGUUCUUGCAAGAAAAACUUGAGAAGGCAAUAAAAUAUCGAUCUUCUAUCCCAUAUUCUCAUUGCAAAGCACUUCUUAAACUGUAUGUUCCUCCUACUCAUGAACCGGCAAAAGGUUUUUGUAACAUGAAUAUGUCUUGUGAAUGUAUAAAUGAGGGUUGUAGGC
Rubroshorea leprosula is the source of this 3396-nucleotide messenger RNA. NCBI's taxonomy places the organism in Eukaryota, Viridiplantae, Streptophyta, Magnoliopsida, Malvales, Dipterocarpaceae. The record is from the annotation of a GenBank genome assembly.